Sitophilus oryzae (rice weevil) is the source of this 1019-nucleotide messenger RNA. Its product is annotated as THAP domain-containing protein 1-like. NCBI's taxonomy places the organism in Eukaryota, Metazoa, Arthropoda, Insecta, Coleoptera, Curculionidae. The transcript has 3 exons. The record is from RefSeq and is a predicted model, not a curated record. The coding region runs from base 428 to 973 and encodes 181 amino acids.
GUCAAAUCCCUCAAGUGGCAACGGGCAGGCAUUGAACUAUAUAACUAACGUAACUGGAAAGGUCGCGGCAAUGCUUUCACAUAUCGAUUUUUGAGGCGCAUUUGUCAUAGAGUGAGAGGGAUAAUAAAAGGGGUUGUUGUCUUUGUCGCACUUGCACAGAUAUGCGAGUAAUGGCGAUGGUGUUUACUGUGUUUGGAUUUCAUUGACGAAUUUUAGCAAUUUAAGAGUUUGUUUACCUGAUUUAGGAUUAUCAGUGACCGGAAACGUGUGUUAUAAAUACAUUUUAAGAUUUGCUUUAAAACAUUUUGUAGUUUUGUGCUAUAAAUCGAGUGAAGUUGAAGUGUAGUUGAACUCUGAAAAAACUUUUUAAAUCUGUGAGUUGUUGGUUUAUAAGAAUAAAUUGCGAUGGUCAAUUUUUGUGCUGCAUAUGGUUGCAGUAAUGAAUAUAACCCGCAGAAGCCAAUUUCUUUUUUUGGGUUUCCAUUUAGGCGUCAGGCGCCCUGAAAUCCUUAAUCUCUGGAUAAAAGCCAUUCGACGAGAAAAGUGGAAGCCUUCAAAAUCAAGCAAACUGUAUUCGGAGCACUUUGUGCCAUCUGAUUUUCUGAUUAGAUUGGGAUCAAACAAAAAAGUACUCAAACCAGAUGCAGUUCCAAGUAUUUUUUCCUUUCCCAAACAUUUGCAAAAGAAAAGUGUCGUGCAACGAAGGGACUUAAUCGGGAAGAUAGUAUAUAGUGCCGAACCCAUGGACAUUGAUCAGGCUGAAAUAGAAUGUAGUCAACCGGAGAUUCAGCCAUCAACUUCAACCACUUCUGCUAAAACAUUUGCUGAUCGUAAAGUUCAAUGUUCACUAUUAAAACCAAGAAGCCGUGUAAAGUUACGCAGACAAAUAAAGACUUUAAAGCAGAAGAUAAAAAGAAAUGAAGCUAGUGUAAGGCAAAAAUUGACUAAAUUAAUAUUAUUUAAAAAUUGUUAAUCUUUGUACUUUUAGUAGUAAAUAAAAAUGUAAUUUUAUAUUUGUA